Messenger RNA from Bursaphelenchus xylophilus (pine wood nematode), 996 nucleotides. The record is from the annotation of a GenBank genome assembly. Lineage: Eukaryota; Metazoa; Nematoda; Chromadorea; Rhabditida; Aphelenchoididae.
AUGAUGAAGUUGAAGCUGGCAUCUUCGAAAGAGAUUGACGCUAUAACCAGGAUAAAAGAAUCUACCGGUGAAUGAGAAAAAUGCCAACAAAAUUUUGGUGAAUUUCGAAUAUGCAAAUUCGAUUUUUUGCGCAAAUUCGUGGGAAAAUUGACGUUUUUUUCAGAUUUUCAUUCAAAUUUUCUCAAUUUUUUGGAACGUUUUUUGCAACGUGGAGGGAUUUCGGACGUUUUUGUUGGAUUUUGAAGGCAUCAGGACGAGUAUGGACAAGGGUUUUUUUUUACUGUAUGGCAUUUUUUGGGUGACUUUUUGACAAUUUUUUCCCCCGAUUUUUUAGAUUUUGAUGCAGUUUUUAAUUUAUAUGGAAUUUCAGAUGGUUCCUUUGGACAUGGAAGACAACAUGUGAUUCGAAUUGCCGCAGAAUGAGUUCUAGAUGAUGGGCAAAAUGGAAAAAGUAAGUCGUGUUUUGUUUUUGGAUUGUUUGAAAUUUAGGCAGUUGCAUCGGAGACCCCCGUCCACGCGAUGUCAUGAGAGGCGUGCGGUGGCUGAAGCCUUGUUGGGAGGAACUGGAAUCGGCCAGGAUCGAAGUAUUGCCAAUACUUCGAUCCCAGCGGACGAUUUCAAUGAUGAGAAAAUGGGCAGAUCGAUGGUGCACUGAAUGGGCGUUAUUGGAAACUGACUCAAUGGUGGGCGUUUUUUAAGUCGUAUUUUAGAAGAUUAUGGCGGAUUUGAGGGUAUGGGUCGUAAUUGGCGUUGUGCUGAGAAUUUUUAUCAAAUUUGCGGGAUAAAUUUGAAUUCCUUUGAAAAUUUACUAUAGUUGGAACCUAUGUUAGGGAAAGUCAAUCUGUGGUCGUUGCAUUUCAUAUUUUAGAGUUUAAUCGAACCUUUUCUUACAGUCAUUUUGAUUAAUUUCUCUUCUAGAAGUGACAUGAUUAUUAUAACAGUCUCAUUUAGGCCUUCUACGACGAGAAAUCAUUGCCUGACAUAUACUCCAUUUGA